UGGAGCGGGCAGGACAGCUUCCGGAAUAUGGGGGCCUUUGUCUCCCGCUGCAGCUGGAGCUCUAGUCUAGUCUUCAGAGGCCGAGUCUCCGUGACCUUGUGACCUGCAGGUAUUGGGAGAUCCACAGCUAAGAUGCCAGGACCCCCUGGAAGCCUAGAAAUGAGACCAUUGACAUUUAGGGAUGUGGCCAUAGAAUUCUCUCUGGAAGAGUGGCAAUGCCUGAACACAGCACAGCAGAAUUUAUAUAGAAAUGUGAUGUUAGAAAACUACAGAAACCUGGUCUUCCUAGGUAUUGCUGUCUCUAAGCCAGAUUUAAUCACCUGUCUAGAGAAAGAAAAAUAUCCCUGGAAUAUGAAGAGACACAAGAUGGUAGAUGAAUCCCCAGUUAUCUGUUCCCAUUUUGCCGAAGACCUCUGCUUGGAACAAGACAUAAAAGAUUAUUUCCCUAAAGUGAUACUGAGGAGAUAUGACAAAUGUGAACAUGAGAACUUACAAUUAAGAAAAGUCUGUAAAAGUGUAGAUGAGUGUAAGGUGCACAAACAAGGUUAUAAUGGACUUAACCAACGUUUGACAACUACCCAGAGCAAAAUUCAUCAAUGUAAUGAAGAUGGGAAAGUCUUUCAUAAAUUUUCAAAUUUAAAUACACACAAGACAAGACAUACUGGAAAGAAACCUUUCAAAUGUAAAGAAUGUGGCAAAUCAUUUUGUAUACUUUCACACCUAACUCGGCAUAAGGUAAUUAAUAUUGAAAAGAAACCCUACAAAUCUGAAGAAUGUAGGAAAGCCUUUAGUGUGUCCUCAAACCUUACUGAACGUAAGAGAAUUCAUCCUGGAGAGAAGCCGUACAAAUGUGAAGAAUGUGGCAAAGCGUUUAACUGUUCCUCACACCUAACUUGGCAUAAGAUAAUUCGUACUAAAAAGAAACCCUACGGAUCUCAAGAAUGUAGGAAAGCCUUUAGUGUGUCCUCAACCGUUACUCAACAUAAGAGAGUUCAUACUGGAGAGAAACCCUACAAAUGUAAAGAAUGUGGCAAAUCCUUUAAGAGAUCCUCACACCUCACUGCACAUAAGAGAAUUCAUACUGGAGAGAAACCCUACAAAUGUGAAGAAUGUGGCAAAUCCUUUAGGAAGUCCUCACACCUUGCUGCACAUAAGAGAAUUCAUACUGGAGAGAAGCCCUACAAAUGUGAAGAAUGUGGCAAAGCUUAUAAAUGCUCUUCCGCCCUUACUAGACAUAGGAGAAUUCAUACUGGAGAGAAACCCUACAAAUGUGAAGAAUGUGGCAAAACUUAUAUCUGCUCUUCAACCCUAAAUAAACAUAAGAGAAUUCAUACUGGAGAGAAACCCUACAAAUGUGAAGAAUGUGGCAAAGCUUAUAAAUGCUCUUCAACCCUUAAUAAACAUAAGAGAAUUCAUACUGGAGAGAAACCCUACAAAUGUGAAGAAUGUGGCAAAGCUUAUAAAAGCUCUUCAAGCCUUACUAGACAUAAGAGAAUUCAUACUGGAGAGAAACCCUACAAAUGUGAAGAAUGUGGCAAAGCUUUUUACUGUUCCUCACACCUUACUAGACAUAAGAGAAUUCAUACUGGAGAGAAACCCUACAAAUUUGAAGAAUGUGGUAAAGCUUAUAACUGGUCUUCAACCUUUGCUAAACAUGAGAAAUCAUGCUGGAAAGAAACCCGACAAACAUGAAGAAUACAUUCUGGAAAGAAACCUUUCAAAUGUAUAGAAUGUAGCAAAUCAUUUUGUACACUUUCACACCUAACUCGGCAUAAGAUAAUUCAUACUGGAGAGAAACCUUACAAAUCUGAAGAACGUAGGAAAGCCUUUAGGGUGUCCUCAACCCUUACUCAACGUAAGAGAAUUCAUACUGGAGAGAAACCCUACAAAUGUGAAGAAUGUGGCAAAUCCUUUAAGAAGUCCUCAUACCUUACUACACAUAAGAUAAUUCAUACUGGAGGGAAGCCCUACAAAUGUGAAGAAUGUGGCAAAGCAUUUAACUGUUACUCACAUCUAACACAGCAUGAGAUAAUUCAUACUAAAAAGAAGCCUUGCAAAUCUGAAGAAUGUAGGAAAGUCUUUAGUGUGUCCUCAACUUUUACUCAACAUAAGAGAAUUCAUACUGGAGAGAAACCCUACAAAUGUGAAGAAUGUGGCAAAGCUUUUAACUGUUCCUCACUCCUUACUAGACAUAAGAGAAUUCAUACUGGAGAGAAACCCUACAAAUGUGAAGAAUGUGGCAAAGCUUAUAACUGGUCUUCAGCCCUUACUAAACAUAAGAUAAUUCAUACUGGAGAGAAACCCUACAAAUGUGAAGAAUGUAGGAAAGCCUUUAACCAGUCCUCAAUUCUUAGUAAACAUAAGAGAAUUUAUACUGGAGAGAAACCCUACAAAUGUAAAGAAUGUGGCAAAGCCUUUAAGCAGUCCUCACACCUUAAUACACGUAAGAAAAUUCAUACUAGAGAGAAGCCCUACAAAUGUGAAGUUUGUGGCAAAGCUUUUAACUGUUCCCCAACCCUUACUGGACAUAAGAUAAUUCAUACUGGAGGGAAACCCUAUAAAUGUGAAGAAUGUGGCAAAGCCUUUAACCAGUCCUCAAUCCUUACUAAACAUAAGAAAAUUCAUGCUGGAAAGAAACCCUACAAAUGUGAAGAAUGUGGCAAAGCCUUUAGCCAAUUCUCAACUCUUACUAGACACAGAAUUCUUAUGAAAAAUAAACUCUACAAAUGUGAAGAAUGUGAAAAAGUUUAUUUUUCUUUUAACUUUGAGUUUCAGGAUGCAUGUGCAGAACGUACACGAUUGUUACAUAGGUAUACGUGUGCCAUGGUGAUUAGCUGCACCUAUCAACCCAUCAUCUAGGUUUUAAGCCCCACAUGCAUUAGCUGUUUCUCCCCUCACCCCCGCAUCACCUAAGAGGGCUCAGUAUGUGUUGUUCCCCUCCCUGUGUCCAUGUGUUCUUAUUGUUCACCGCCCACUUACGGGUGAGAACAUGUGGUAUUUGGCUUUGUGUUCCUGUGUUAGUUUUCUGAGGAUGAUGGCUUCCAGCUUCAUCCAUAUCCCUGCAAAUGACAUAUCUCAUUCCCUUUUAUGGCUGCAUAAUAUUCCAAGUUGUAUAUGUACCACAUUUUCUUUAUCCAGUCUAUCACUGAUGGGCAUUUGGGUUGCUUCCAUAUCUUUGCUCUUAUAAAUAAU
Messenger RNA from Gorilla gorilla gorilla (western lowland gorilla), 3192 nucleotides. RefSeq names its product zinc finger protein 724-like. Gene Ontology annotation, biological process: regulation of transcription by RNA polymerase II. Gene Ontology annotation, cellular component: transcription regulator complex; chromatin; PcG protein complex. The record is from RefSeq and is a predicted model, not a curated record. Gene Ontology annotation, molecular function: RNA polymerase II cis-regulatory region sequence-specific DNA binding; DNA-binding transcription factor activity, RNA polymerase II-specific. NCBI's taxonomy places the organism in Eukaryota, Metazoa, Chordata, Mammalia, Primates, Hominidae.